GGAGGAACUUUUAAGCAUUGUCUUCCUGCUUCGCCCCAAUCAUGAAGAAGAAACAAAGGUCUACCGCCGUCGAAGCGGCGUCAAUCUCCCCAACCGGUGCUGACCUAAAAGCCCUCAUCCGGUCUAAUAGCAUCUUCUUCGACAAUCUCGUUAAUCUGAUCCCACCCAAAUACUACCUCCCAAGCGAGGAGGAUUCCAAGCCAUGGUACCCAGGCUUGUCCAAAGCGAAAAAGGCAUCUCUUAAACGGCAGUCUAGGGAGAACAUCAAACUCGCCCGUCGCAACCGGCUCGACCCGGAACAGAAGAUUGCGCAAUCUUCAACUCUCGACCUCCUCAAAGAAUCCAUCGACAAGCAGAAGAAUGUGGACGAUUCAGACAACGCAAAACCCGUCGAUUUGGGCGAAGAUGAUAAAAAGGAGAAUACGGAUGACCGUUCUGUUACAUAUGAAGAGUUGCGGCUGAGGCUCCGCAGGAAAAUCGAGGCCCUUCGAGGUAAUAGAGGUACAGGCGAGAGAUCUAAGAGGAAAAUGGAUGUCGAGGAUGGAAUUUUUGUGAAGUCGGAAGGGAAGAAGCGAAAAAGGGAUGUUGACAAAGAGGAGAAUACUGGAAAGACUGGCAGCGGUGUAGCUAAUUCCGGAGUCGACCUGAGUGAAAUUGAAUACGGGAAAGUAAAGAUUGGGGACGAUGAGAAGCUCGGAAAGAGGAAGAAGAAGAAAAAGAUACCGAAAGAGAAAGAGCUGGAGAGGUUGAAGAAAUUGGAAGAGGUUAAGAAGGAGAACCCAAAGGUGGCAGAGAAAGAGUCAUGGAAAGCUGCCGCAGAAAGGGCAAUGGGGAUAAAGGUUCACAAUGAUCCAAAGCUUUUGAAGGAGAGCAUGAAGAAGGAGAAGAAGAGAAAAGAGAAGAGCACUGAAAAAUGGAAGGAAAGGGUAGAAAGUAGAGAGAAGUUGAAGGAAGAGAGACAACAUAAGAGGAAGGAGAACAUUUCAGGGCGAAUCCAGGAUAUAAAGUCUAGGAAAAUAGCUAAAAGAGAAAAGAAGCUCAUGAGGCCUGGAUUUGAGGGGCGAAAGGAGGGAUUUAUCACUGAGAAUUGAAGUUAAUGUGCUUAUCUAGCAUGUAUUGUGGUAUAAUAGCUUCAUGCUUUAUCUUUGAUAUGAACUUUGCUUGUGCUAUUAUGCAAUUUAGUUUUAAAAAUCUUGAUGAGGGAAAAGCACGAAAAUUGGUGCAAAAGGCUCUAAUGUUUUCUCUUGGUUCUCAAUAUUUCUUCAAGUUUUUUUAUGUUUUCUUGGUUCUCAGAAAAGACAAUUGAUUUUAUUGUAGCAUUUCCCCUUUAAGAAUAUGGGUUUUCUUUUCAGGAGGUGGCAUUUGGUGUCAGGUUCAUCCUGGUAACAUUGACAAAAUGAUGUAUGAUACUUACGUCUUGUUUAUUUUGGACAUGAACUUUGUGUGGGGUAAUUAUCGUUAUUGUGCAUUUCAGUUAUCAUUUUUUGUUCAAGUCGUACUUCAUUGUAGUUUUGGUGAAGGAAAACAUGAUAAAAUUAUAAUGCCCGUAGGUACACUGGUACACUCACUUCUUAGCUCUCUGAGUUCAAGGUUUGAAUGUUUUAAUUAGUUUGUGUAUACUGUGUAGUCAGAUAUUUGAGAAUGUUCUUUUCUUUCUUUUAGUGUGUUCCAUUUGGUUUUGAUUCGUCCAGCAAAAACAGGGUGAUGGUAUAAUUUUAUUGCAGUAUUUCUUCGUUUAGUUAUUUAAGAGCUGUCUAAUGGCAUGUUAUUUUAUGUGCUUUCUUAACAUUUUUUUCUGGAGCCAUCAAGCAUGGAAUUUAUUUGUAUGUGAGCAGUGUUUUUAUGGAUUGAAAUAUUGAAGGAUAAAAAAGGACUUGGGUACUCAUGAGUCAUGCUUGAGCCUUGAGGUUAAUGUGUUAUUCAGCUUUGUGGUCUUUAUUGAAUAGCUUCAUGUCUUUUUUUUAGAGUAUGUUUAUUUAGGUUGGAUAUGAGCUGCGCCUUAUGUUGAUUUUUUUUCUCUCUUUUUUGAGAUUCUAGACUUGAAUGUGGUUCCAUAGACGAUCCUACACUAGAUGGAACCUACAUUAGGUCUAGGGUGUGUUGAAGUUAUGGAAACAGAAUUUUUUUCUGAAAUUUUUUAAUGUAAACUUUCUUUUUCUCCAUUUAGCCAACCCUCUUUUUCUUUGCGCUAUAGUAUAACCACUCUUCAGACAACAUGAAUUAAGAAAUCUGUCCCUAGUGGUGAAGCUGUUCUUGACGAUAGUUGUGUAAUUGGAAUGUUUGAGCAUUGUAAUCACUCCUUAUGCUCAUCUCACUUCAAAGUAUAUGAAGGUUAUGUUUUGGUUACUUUAUUUUGUGGUCAAUGGAUAUGUGAGCUUGCUUUGGGUUUUCAUUGUAUGGGCUUGGUGGUUUUUAUCACAUCAUCACUGUCUUAUGAUAUUUUCAAAGUAAGGUUGAAUUAUACGGAGUAAUGGUAUCAGUAUAUGGCAAUGACGUUUUAGAAUUUUCAACAGUACUGUGAUGUUGGAGUUCAAACUGCUCUGUAAUUCUUUCUUUUUGACCAAGUUUUUUUGGGAUGAUUUCUUGUAAUCUUUCUCAUUUGCCCGUGAGAUUUAGAAAAGGGAAAAAUGGCUAUAUAGCCUAAAAAAUUAGGCCUCUUGAAGUUAGUAGCCUAUAUUUUAUAUAAUUAAAUACAUAGCAUAUUUGUUGUUAAUAUGAGGUCGGUAAAUUUUUAAUACUGUAUCCAAUUUUUCAUCUGCAAUGUCAGAAUUGGAUUCCAGAUUUCCAGGUCAUGUUGGUACUAAACGGUGGUGUCAGAGAAGCAGGCAAAAGCCGCUACGUUCCCGGAAUUGCAUCCAUAGACUGAUCAUUGCGUGACGUUCGUCGCCGGAACUUUUUCGUGAAAUUUUCUGCCGAACUGUCGUAAAAUCCGCCGCCGCUGCCGCCGAAGUUUGUUGGCACCACCAACGAAUUGUUUUGGUUGUGCAAGGGAACUACGGGGCGAUUGACAUUGCGAGUGGUAUGUUUUGCAGGCUGCUGCUGUCGAAAGAUUUUUUGGGAGUAAGAGUAAUAUGAUAUAUCAAACAAAAGAAUGUUGGAGAAUUGCAUUAUAUGAAUAUGAGAUGAAAGUAAGAUUAACUCUUAGAUGAAACAAAUGCAGAAGUUGGAAUUCGGGAAUUUGCUCCAUAGAGACAUGAUCUCUUUAUUACGGAGUAUAAAUGAAACUAUUGUAAUUAAGGUUAACGGAACUGGUAUGAGGUAAUGAUCGACAUAGUGUAUCGGUUGUUUUGAUAAAAGUUAUCUAGUUUAUUUUUCUUAAUCCAUAACAUUAACUUCAAUGCACAUAUUUAAUUGUGUUUAUAUACCCAAUUUUCUCUUUAGAAAA
Cuscuta epithymum is the source of this 3385-nucleotide messenger RNA. Lineage: Eukaryota; Viridiplantae; Streptophyta; Magnoliopsida; Solanales; Convolvulaceae. The record is from the annotation of a GenBank genome assembly.